GGGUACACUUGCACAUUCAAUUGUUUUCUUCCCGAAAUGCCGUGAAAUAAUUAUUUCUUUCAAGCUUGCCAACGUCAACUGUCAAGCGAAAAUUUGUGAGUGAGUUGUCGGAAUAAUCUAUUUCGAUUCGUACACACGGGAAAUAAUUGUAAGAUUCCUAUAUGAGUGUACCUCUGUGACACUGUGCGAGACGCCCCGGUCAGAAAAUAAUGGAAUGAUGGCUGAACAAACAAGAGCUCCAACGCCGAGUGUCACUGUAGUUGAAAGUGAAGAUGAACAAGUUGCCCAGGUAUUCAAUGAUCCUCAUGUAAAAGGAAUUCAACUAGUCAAAGAAGUAACCAUUUCUGGAGGGAAGACUGUUAAAGUAGUUGGGCCACCAGUUGAAUAUAGUGAAGCUGAGAAUUGUGUGCGACUACCACCUCCCGCCCUUGGAGAGCAUACUGAUGAUGUUUUGAAAAAUAUAUUAGAUUAUUCUGAAGAAAAAAUUAAAGAGCUAAAGCAGAAAAAUGAAAAAUGUCCAGUUACAUUACAAAUUAUCCCUGACUUCUAUCAAUUCUUCAAGUUCCCUGAUUUUUUUUCUGUUUUUCAAUGUUUUACAGAAAGUGGCCACCCUGUUAAGUUACAUAAUUCAUUUUUUUAUUUAAAUAUUAGCCUAGUUCCUGACACUAUCCAGGAUGUACGAACUGUCAGGCUUACACUUCGAAAGCCCAAAACUAGAAAAGCAGUCCAGUGGACUACAGGAACUGUGGAUAAUGAACACUUAAACCGCAAAAAAUCAAAAUGCUGUUGCCAAUACACAAAACCUAAAGCAUUUGAUGAGAGUUCAUCUUCAUCAUCAUCAGAUGAAGAAUGUGAACAUUGUUUUGGUCAUGUAGAAAAAAAAAAGAAGAAACACAGUCAAGGUGAUACUCCUAAUGAAGAAUGUGAUCAUCAUCACCAUCAUGCUCCUGAGAGCCCUGAUCAAUCUAAUGAAGAGCAAGAUGGGGGUUGUACAAGCAGUUCACAAAAUGGUGGUGAGAAUUCCUAAUUAUAGUUGACCUAUUGGGAGUCCAUGAAUUUGUUUCAUCACAGUGCCAUGCACAAGUAAAUGGUCUUGAAUCUAUAUAAUAUUCUGAAAUGGCAUCUUUAUUUCUGGAUGUUAAGAAAAAUAUAUUUCACGAAUAAAGAAUAGAACUCAUUGAGGAACUUCUGUAACCAAAAUCCCUUUGCAGUUUACAUUUUUGUGAGUCAAUCAAGAUCUCUUAAUUACCUUAUACAUGAGAUAUUUCCUUGGAAAUGACACAAUACAAGAAUAAUGGCACAUUGCCCUACCUCUUGUAUUCUUGCAGUUCCCAGUUUCAAAAAUAAUACUGAUGCAUAAAAUACAAUCUUAAAGAAGUUCCUAAUCAACAUAUUGUCAAAUAUUUUAAGAGACAGACAAGCCAUGAAAUUGUUAAUAAUAGUGGACCUUCACAAAAGCUCUAUGGUGCCAUUGUUUUCUUCACACAAGAUUGCAAGUGGUUGUAUUAAUCGAGUAUUUUUCCUUUGUCUAGUAAGUUUUCAUCAGAGGCUGUUCAGCUUUUCCUGAUUACUACCAUUCAGAAACUAGACAAGUUUUAAAUGAUUAUUAUUCCAUAUAAAAACAGUGAAUAAUUUAUCCUAUCCAGUCAACUUCCUUUGCAGCAAUGAAGCAUGUCGCCAAAUAAAAAAAAUGUACCAAAAAAUUGUGCAUGUAUUUGCUUCCUAAUCCAAAACAAGUAAUCUUUCAUGGUUUACUAGUUCAUUGCUGUGUGUUUACGGAUCUGAAACAAAGCAUGUAACGGUACUGUCCACACUGUAAUGUUUAUGCCCAAGGGUCUUUUCAACACUCCAUGGAUUGCUAUAAUGCCAAUACAAUACAUACAAUAUUUUUAAGAAUUCUAUUUCUGAAAGUUAAGAUGCAAGAAAAUACCUCAUUAUAUGGCAAUUUUGGAAUGUUCCUGGUUAAUUGUAAUUGCCAUCAGACAUUCAAUUUCACUGUUACGUAUCACCUUUUUAAGGGAUAUUUUAUGAGCGUUUGAGAAGCAGUACUACUUGUAGUAGUAAUCAGAUGUAUAAGGCACAUCCACUAACAUCCUCAAAAUGUUAGUUUUUGAAGUUAAGAAACAUUCUAAAUAACUUUUGGUGUUAGAGGCAAGAAACCCAAAAGUACCAUUUCAUCAAUGCAAUUUACACUGUUAUUUUCCGUAUAACUUUUAAAUACACCAUUAUCUGUAGGUUCUGUAAGAAUUUCUGCAGGAUCUUCACAACUUUCAUUCAUUUUGUACAAACAAAUCAGUCCAACAAGUAUGCAGUUGUAAUGAGAUAAAAGUGGUUUUGCUAAUAUGAUGUUAUAUUCACAAAUGACGAAGACAAUACUUCAAGAAAAGUUAUAAAAUGUUUGAAUUCUCGUUUGAUUCAGCAACAAACUAGUAAACCAUAAAGUUUUGUAUGCACUAAGGGCGUUACUAGAUGAUUUUGCCCCUCAGGCAACUUUCAACCCUUCGAGUCAACCUCCACUGAAUGCCCUAUAUACGUAAAUAACUAUUUUGUCUCUUUUUAUUUUAGAACAGCCACCUAUGAAAACAUAAUGGCAAGGUGGAAAUAAUCCUGUGAAACAAAUGCUGCAUGACUAGGCACAUAAUGUAUAUGUAUACACAAGGCUUUUGAAUUAAUUUAAGCUGACGUGUAUAUGUAAUGUGUUCAACAAAUGUGUGAACUGCUGACCCCCUUCAGAACCUUCAGACUGAGAAUUUAUUUAUUGAGAGUAUUUGAAUGAGAAAAGUAGAUUGGUGGUACUAAGUAAAAAAAAGUGUAAUAAUUUGUAGAUAUUUACUUAAUGCUUAUUAUGUGUACUAAAUGUAAAUAUAAUGUAAUAAGUCACAUGUAAUAUGUCUCUUUAAAAAAUGUAUCAAAUAAUUUUUCUCGAAAUAUUAUUUCAUGGAAUUAAAUGUAGUUUUCAUUGGUUUUAAAUGUCACAGAAAAUUUUUAAAGAUUCUGGAAUUCCUAUAAUUAAAGUAAUGUGUCAUCUGUGUACCAAUAAUCAAUUUAGUUGUUCAAAUGUCCUCAUUCAAGUUUUUCUUCUCAUAGAGAACUGCAAAGAUGUAGUAUAGAAUAUUGAAAAUAAAACUUAUUCUAAC
Messenger RNA from Gryllus bimaculatus (two-spotted cricket), 3137 nucleotides. NCBI's taxonomy places the organism in Eukaryota, Metazoa, Arthropoda, Insecta, Orthoptera, Gryllidae. The record is from the annotation of a GenBank genome assembly.